Ornithodoros turicata is the source of this 5234-nucleotide messenger RNA. RefSeq names its product forkhead box protein K1-like (gene FoxK). Gene Ontology annotation, molecular function: DNA-binding transcription factor activity, RNA polymerase II-specific; RNA polymerase II cis-regulatory region sequence-specific DNA binding; protein binding. The record is from RefSeq and is a predicted model, not a curated record. Gene Ontology annotation, biological process: regulation of transcription by RNA polymerase II. Lineage: Eukaryota; Metazoa; Arthropoda; Arachnida; Ixodida; Argasidae.
GUGUACUGCAUGCUCUGGUUGUCUUGUUAAGAGGAACACAAACUAUUGUGGUGUGAACUACGUGUAAUAUCUCGAAAAGGAAAUUAUGCACACCAUUCUAUAGGUCCGGUGCAUCGUAACAACGCUGCACAGAACUUAGAACGUAAAAUGUUAGAUACAGGUCAAUUAGAGUUGUUAAUUUGCAAUUGUGACCCAGGUCGACUGCUGUCAACAUCAGUCUGCGCUCCGUUUGUUUGUACACAUCACGCGAUAGACCUAGAUGGGCGCGCGCAUGCGGAACCAUGUAAACAAACACAAAACGACGCUUCCAAAAUCAACAAGCAGAAUCACGCUACUCUACGUCACUAAUACGUCUCCCUCUUGCACAUAAGGCUGCAUAUGAAUAGCUUCGAUCAUCGUGUUGAGUGUGCAAUUGAGUAUCGAAUCGAACAAAAUCAGUAAAGCUUUCAAGUAAUUUUACGACGAUUUGUGCGUCGUCUGCGCCGCCGGCACAGGGAAGGAAACACGUGACAUUGUGGUGCAUCCUGGGAAGGUGCUGUGCGGUAGCCAUUUUCUGCCGUGGUGUGUACGGUUAUGUCGACGCAUCAGAAGGCCUCAGAUAAUGAUGCUUGGGCUCUUUUAGCCCUCAAAUCUGCACCUUCGAGCCCGUCAAAGCUACAAUGGAAUCCGGAACCCAAAGGAAUCGCAAUAGCGCGGCUGGAAGGCCGCGAAUUCGAGUAUAUGAUCCGACAGAACCGCAUCUCUAUAGGACGCAACAGCAGCCGAGGGGAAGUCGAUGUAAAUAUGGGCCACUCCAGUUUCAUUUCAAGAAAGCAUCUUGAGAUCUUCUACGAAUACUCUCAUUUCUUCAUGGUGUGCAAUGGCAAGAAUGGAGUUUUCGUUGACGGUGUUUUCCAACGGAAAGGCGCUGCACCGCUGCCACUACCAAAAACAUGUGUGUUUCGGUUUCCAAGUACAAAUAUCAAGAUCCUGUUCCAAUCGUUAGUGGACGAUGCCUCCUUAGCCGGGGGCCCACACGGCCCGCCAGCCCCGACGCCACCACCUCGGCUAGAACCCAUCGCACCGUCACCGAAGCGGCCCCUCGCACCCUUGAAAAUAAACAUCCCCGAAACGGGCUCUAAUUUUGCCAGCCCGAUUCCUUCGCCCACAGGGACGCUGAGUGCGGCAAACUCUUGCCCAGCCAGUCCUCGAUCGGGCACGCACAGGAGGAACGUGGCCUCGGAAUUGCAAAUGGCGGCAGCCGCGGUCGAACGUCACGAAGAUGGGCCUGGCCCUGGCUGCAAUCCUCCUCCGCACGGCACAGCCGGCAACAAUGGUGUCAGUAUCGUAGAAGGGGACCAGAAACCCCCCUACUCGUACGCACAGUUGAUCGUCCAGGCCAUCUCCUCAGCGAUCGACAAGCAGCUCACCCUCAGCGGCAUCUACUCCUACAUCACCAAGAACUACCCUUACUAUCGCACUGCAGACAAAGGAUGGCAGAAUUCUAUACGGCACAACCUGAGCUUAAACCGUUACUUCGUGAAAGUGCCCCGGUCUCAGGAGGAGCCAGGAAAGGGCUCCUUCUGGCGCAUCGACCCCCAGUCGGAAGGAAAGCUGGUGGAGCAGGCUUUCCGCAGACGCAGACAGCGUGGACUGCCCUGCUUCAGGACACCGUUUGCAUCUUCUCGGUCAGCUCCAGCGUCUCCAAGCCACGGUGGCGGCCACAGCGGCCUGGUGACGCCGGAUUCCCUCUCUCGAGAACCGAGUCCAGUACCCGAAAGCAUGCUCGAGACCUCCGAGGUACCCUCCCUUCACCACGGUUCGGCACCAGGCUCUAUGGUGAUGGUGGUGGGGAGCUCGACAGGAGGAGGAGGAGGCGGGGGUCCCCCCGUCCUGGGACCCCCUACGUACGUUGGGGCCUCUUUAGGGCCACGAGAGUUUAGAACGAGUCAGUCGGCGCCCGGAUCACCAGGUCCCUCCCAGUUGGUGUCUGCAUUCACAAAUAGCAAACCAAAGGUUGUAGUGGCGCACCAACCGACCGCAGUGGUGUCAAAUGGCAUCCUGACCAGCAAUGGCAGUCAUAGCGAGUUACAACGGCAAGAACAAGAAAGAAGCAACUAUACCAAGAGUCCGCACCAGGAGGCUCUCAUGUUCUACAAAUCCUCCAUGGAGUCCAUGUCUCCUCCUCCCCUGCACUCCAGCGUCAUCGUACAAGCCCCCCCGUCCUCCACCACAUCGGCAUUCACGGUGCCGGACUCCUCCUCCUCCUCGGGCACACUGCCGCCGACCCACCCGCGGAAGCGGCACUACGACGCAGCCUCGAGCAGUGACCCGACAGAAACAGCGUCUCCCAAGACGCAGCGCAGUUCAUCGGAGGUCUCCGAGGGGUCGAGUGAGGCAAUGGUUGCUACGUCCUCCGUUUCCUAACAGUGGGAGGCGUUUGUUGAGCGUUUCUGUUCCUCUGUCACCAGUGUUGCUCCGCGAGAGAGUGCUUGAAAAGGCUUUUGUUUCGGUAGGGGAGGAGGGCAAAUGUGGAAAAGGGAAUGAGGUUUUAUUUACGUCGUUUACAUUUCAUAGGUCGCGCGCGUGUUUCUUUUAAAGAAAGGCUUUUUUUUUUCUUCUUUUUUUCACUUUGUGCAUUGCGGAGCCUCUGCUUGGGCGAGAGUGGUACCGCAAUUCGAGGCGCGACUUCGCGGAUCGCAGCAGGUGGACUUUUUUUUUUUCUCUCUCUCGAGCGAAUAAUGCGCGGAUGUGUCUAGCACGCAGUUGUCGUGUCACACCACAGACGUCGUAGUCGUAGAACGAUUGGUCGAUAUACGACACACUUUAUUUCUCUGUCCCAUACGAGGCAUUACACCCGCGAGGAUAAGGUAACUCUGUUCUGGCCGGACUUCUCAAGCCGGAGCUGCUCAUCUCAUUUUGUGUAAAUUAUGCAUCCCCGCAUUGAGGUACCGCUAGAAUUAGCCAGCGUGAGGGGCACAUUCUUGAGUGCCAUGUCUCAUACCCUUAUUUACGUGUCCAAUUAAGGACAUCCCCCCCACCCGCCCCCCCAUUCAACAUUGUUCAUUACGCGAGUUUAGAGCAUAAAAAAAAAAACAGCAAGAGGAAGCAAUUGUUCUCGAGGCCGGAUGUGAGGUGUUCAUUGAAAGAGAGUGCUAGUCAAUCUUUUACCCGCAUAAGCCUGUUGCGUACUUUCCGUGCCCUCAACCGGACCCUCGAGGAAACCUUCGCCUUCCCCUUCGUCUUGUGCCUCACAGUGGCAAAAACCUCACCUCGGCGUUGGUGGUCGUCGAGCGUUUCUUACGGAGCCGUAACUCUUUGAAGCAUCUCCUCCUCUACUGGGCUGCUGCUUGGGCGGAUGCUUGUGUUGUGUACAUAUGUAAAUGAGGUAGAGCGAGCCACUUUUGGGCAGGUGGAACAGAAGGCACCGGUAGUCUGCGUAAUCAAAAGGGUAGGCUGCCACUUCCUUCCUAUAUUGAGACGUGCUUUUCUUAAGCCUUGUUUUGUCUUUUCACGUACUUUCUUUUUCCCGCAUCGCCCCGUUUUGCCGUUGCUUCCACACUUCAUCUCCUCUUUGUAAUUCGAGAGUUGUUUUUUUUGCUUCUGGGAUUUCUUCUUUUUAGCGCUAAUUGUCUCGUGGUCAUUUCACUAAGGGAUGAAGCAGCUUCAUGCGUCUUGUCGUGAUUGGAUUUUCUUUACUUUUCAAGUACUGUGGACUGGAAAAGGUCGGCAAGGCCGACAUUGUUUGAGUAGGGCAGAUGCGUCUGCGGGCGUUGUGUACAUAGAAAGGACAUGUGCGACCGGGUUCUCAUUGAAUGUGGUCGUAUUUUUAAGGGGGAGAAAGAGAGAGGGAGAGAUGUUUUUUUUUUUUUUUUCAUCUUCAUUGUUGUUGGCUUUGUGGAGAUAGUAUUGUAGUAGGUAUGUUUAAAAAAUUGUUUGUAAAUAAGAUGGGCUCUGUCUUGGGGAAAGAAAAAAAAAACGCUUGUGAGGGAGCACCUGCAACUCUUUUCUUUGCCAUUUAUUCAUCGUCAGUGAAUUAAUAAAAAAAAGUGUCGAGAGCAUCCACAUUGAGCUCCUUGAAUUUUCCUCCGCAGGAGAAUGGGAAGCACAUUAAAAGGCUUCGAUGGAAACCGGGAUAUUUUUUUGGUUGUCUAACACGUGAUCGGGGCACACGGAUAAUUUGAAUGUGUAGUGAGCUUUGCUACAUUACACGUAACUAGCGGAGCUGGUCUAUACAAUUGGGCGCUGUAGAACGUUCUUAAGGUGUACGCAAGUUUGGAUCCCAUAAAGACCCUAGCCUUCUGCGUUGGAAGAUUUACUUUUCCGCGAAGUGGGCUUUCCAAGUCUGCGGGAGAACAAGCAGAAAAAAGUGCAGUGCAACAUUCUCUCCAGAUCGCAUCACCCCGCGCCUUCUCCAGCCUCUCGUAGCUUUUCAGUGCGCAAAGAAAACUAGACUCAACUCUGUCAAUCUCUCGCUGUCGUUACAUUUCCUAUCAUCUCUGCACAUUCAGCCGUGUAUGUGCCAGCAUUAUUGGUGGUGUCAGCCGUUGCAGACGUGACUGGUUGGGUUUAACCCUCAAAAAUAUUGAAGAUCGAUAGAAAUCCUUACAAAAUUCUGUAAGACACAAAAUAUUCCAUGAACCAAUGAUUGAGGGAAACAGCAGGUUCCGCGAGGCAUGGCCAAUUUCGCAGAAUCUGGGGAAAGUUAGGGUCUUCACACACAAAGUAUGAUGUUGGAGAUGCACAUUAGUGUUAUGCACCAUCAAUUUUUUUUAUUUUUGUUUGCUUUUGUGUCUGUUCAGCUUGGCCACUAAGACCUUUAACAGGAGGAUAUUUUUUCUUUGUGCUUCCCAUUCCCCCCCAAGAAACAUGAGUGUCCUUAAACUGCGAAUGUUUCGAGCUUUGCUUUAAAUAGAUGUUUAUUUCUUGUUGGUAGAAUACAUCUAAAGAUUGGGAUACAAUGAAUGACAAUGCAUCAACAUGACUAGAAAUACGGAAGACAUAAUCAGAUUGGAGGGCCUCAUUUGAGGCUGGGUGAAAGGUGAUCAGCAGUGUAGGUAUUAAUCUUAUUAUCUGGGUAAUGCAAAAGAUUCUACUACAAGCAGCUUUGUGUGUCUUUCAUUCACAUCAGAGAUCCACGAGGGAACAAAAAAAAAAGAGUAGGACCUUGAAUUUUCAUCAAAGAAUGUGUGGUCUUCAGAAAUUUUGCAAAAUGUCAAAAUGCAGUCUCGUGAAUUAAAAGCAAAUUCACACUC